AUGGAUGUAAGAAAAUGCCAGGAUUUCUCUGCCACUGGCCCAUGGGAAGUUGUCACUGAGACUGAUGGGAAGCAGGUGCUGGCCACUUUUGAUGCUGUUGUGGUUUGCACUGGACAUCAUGUAGAGUCUCCUAUUUCACUGGAGACUUUCCAAGGUAUGAACGAGUUGAAAGGCACCUACCUUCACAGCCAGGGAUACAAGAACCCAGAAAGAUUUCUGGGGAAGAAAGUCCUUGUGGUUGGACAGGGGAACUCUGGAGCAGAUAUCACUGUACAGCUAAGUCAGAGAGCUGAACAGGCAUUUCUCAGCACCACCAGGGGCUCAGGGGUGAUGAUCCGCAUUUCUGAGCAUGGCUGCCCCAUAGAGAUGAUGUACAAUAUCCACUUGACUGAUGUCAUCAUGAAUACUCUCCCUUUCCCCCUGUUCAGCUGGAUGAAUGAGAAGAUGAAUCAAUGGUUUAACCAUGGAAACUAUGGCUUGGUGCUCCAAGACAGCUAUUUUCCACUAGCCUGGCCAGCAGCCCCACUGUGCAACUAG
Chelonoidis abingdonii (Abingdon island giant tortoise) is the source of this 537-nucleotide messenger RNA. RefSeq names its product flavin-containing monooxygenase 2-like. The record is from RefSeq and is a predicted model, not a curated record. NCBI's taxonomy places the organism in Eukaryota, Metazoa, Chordata, Testudines, Testudinidae. Gene Ontology annotation, molecular function: flavin adenine dinucleotide binding; NADP binding; N,N-dimethylaniline monooxygenase activity.